AUGUGGAAGACUUCCCCGCUGCCCAAGGUCCUGACUUUGGGCCUCCUGGGCCUCCUGAUUCAAGCCUCUGGGCAUCAUGCUGAUGACCUCAUCAGAACCACUGAGUCUGGACAGAUCCAAGGGACUCAAGUCAGCGUCAAGGAGAUUGACAAAGCUGUCAAUGUUUUCCUGGGAAUCCCCUUUGCCAAACCCCCUGUGGGGGCCCUGAGGUUUUCUCCUCCUCAACCACCUGAUUCAUGGGACAAUGUGAGAGAUGCGACUGCUCAUCCACCCAUGUGUUUGCAGGAUAUCGCUCUCCUAGAAAAAUUUAAUAGGCUUAUGCAAUUAAAUACCCCUACUACUGCCAAUUCUGAAGACUGUUUGUACCUGAAUAUCUAUGUUCCUGUCCAGGCAAAGGAGGGGGCCAGAUUGCCAGUGAUGGUGUGGAUUCAUGGUGGUGGUUUUGUUUUGGGGAGUGCUUCCAUGUUUGAUGGUUCAAUAUUGUCUGCCUCCAAGAAUGUGGUAGUGGUUGCCAUCCAGUACAGGCUGGGCAUCCUUGGGUUUUUCAGCACUGGGGAUGAGCAUGCACCUGGCAACUGGGGUUUAUUGGAUCAGGUGGCUGCCCUGAGGUGGAUCCAGAGGAACAUUGCCCACUUUGGAGGAGAUCCUGGCCUUGUGACCAUCUUUGGGGAGUCUGCUGGGGGAAUCAGUGUUUCUUCACAUGUUUUGUCCCCCAUGUCCAAAGGCUUAUUCCACAGAACAAUCAUGGAGAGUGGUGUGGCCAUUGCUCCUAACUUGGUUUCUUCCAGCUCAGAAAUGGUCGUAAAUGUCAUUGCCAAUCCAUCUGCUUGUGAUACACACAAUUCUUCCUCCAUGGUUCAGUGCCUUAGGAGAAAAUCUGAGGAUGAGAUCCUGGCCAUCACUAAGCAUUUCAAGGUAAUGCCUAUUGCAGUUGAUGGGCAAUUUUUCCCCAAACAUCCUGAAGAGUUGCUGGCUGCAGGAGAGUUCCACCAUGUCCCUUCCAUCACUGGUGUCAACAACCAUGAGUUUGGCUGGGCAAUUCCUAUGGAAAUGGACAUUACUGGAUUUAAGGAAGACAUGGACAGAAAAAGUGUACAAUCAGCACUGCAAAGUCCAUUUUUGCGUAUUCCUCCUAAACUUGGGCAUUUGAUGAUGGAAGAGUAUUUAAGAGAUGCCAAGGACCCAGGAGAAUAUCGAGCUCAAUUUCAGGAAAUGCUGGGGGAUUUGAUCUUUGUUAUUCCUUCCCUCAAACUGGCCAAAUAUCAACAUGGUCCCAGCUCUCCGGUCUACUUUUAUGAAUUUCAGCACAGACCAAGCAUGUUUGAUGGCCUCAGGCCAGAUUUUGUGAAAGCAGACCAUGGUGAUGAGGUGCCUUUUGUCUUUGGACUGCCUCUUUUAGGAGAGGGAACAGAAGAGGAAAAACUCCUGAGCCACAAGAUAAUGAACUACUGGGUAAACUUUGCCCAUCAUGGGGACCCAAAUGGUGGAGACCUUUUUCAUUGGCCAGUCUAUGACCAGAAGGAAGAGUACCUGCAGCUGAAUUUGGAGUUGUCUGUGGGAAAGAGCCUGAGGAGAGAUAAGUGGGAGUUCUGGACCAAGACUGUGCCUCAGAAGAUGAAGGAACUGCAGACUGAAAAAGCCCGGGUGGAGUUGUGACCUCUGA
Messenger RNA from Trichosurus vulpecula (common brushtail), 1663 nucleotides. RefSeq names its product pyrethroid hydrolase Ces2e-like. Bases 1 to 1656 code for a protein of 551 amino acids. NCBI's taxonomy places the organism in Eukaryota, Metazoa, Chordata, Mammalia, Diprotodontia, Phalangeridae. The record is from RefSeq and is a predicted model, not a curated record. The transcript is spliced from 13 exons.